This is a messenger RNA of Clarias gariepinus (North African catfish), 3082 nucleotides long. RefSeq lists its product as uncharacterized. The transcript is spliced from 6 exons. The record is from RefSeq and is a predicted model, not a curated record. The coding region runs from base 9 to 1607 and encodes 532 amino acids. NCBI's taxonomy places the organism in Eukaryota, Metazoa, Chordata, Actinopteri, Siluriformes, Clariidae.
CAGUUACAAUGUAUCGAGGCUGUUUACUGUACACACUCUAUGUCUUAUUAAUCACGCGCACUGGCGCUGUGCUGAGAGACCGAACGAUGAAGGACCAUGAUGUCCACAUGUCUACAGGAUCUCACCAGCGAAACGCCUUCUAUGCUUUGCAAAGCUGCCACCAGAUCCUUUAUGGCGACAGUGGUGAAUUCUUCUCGCCCGACUACCUGUGCUCCAAUCCCGCACUCUGGUGCAACUGGACCAUCCAGGUGCAACCUGGGAAACAUGUACAGCUCUACCUAGAGGACCUGACCCCAGAGCAUGUGUGCCACCUGAAGACGGAUCAGAUCCACCUGGAUGAGGCUCCGGUCUCUGGUGGCGGGAGACGCAUCUUGGAGCACUGCUGGAGAAGGAGCAUGUAUACGUCCGCCUCGAGCACAGUGCACGUGGUACAGCUUAUCCGCCAAAACCCGAACCCACCACACCGCGGGUUUUAUGGGGCGUACCAGGCCUUUGGAAUUCCAAAAACUCCAGAUCAAUUUGAGAUGAUGUCAGAGAAAGAUCAAGUCCCGUUGAAGGAAACCGAAGACAAAGAUGCAGUGAAUCAGAUCCCCAUACAUGAAAACAUUUCAAAUGAUCUAGAUGAGAAUGCUGAAGAUGUUCAUACUGAGCAUGUGGAAGCCAACCACAGCAUUAUCCCUCAGGUAAAUAAGAGUUUCACAGUCAAUGCAGGAUCUUUCGGAGAGAGCCGGAAGAUCAGAGGCCAAGAAGCGAAUAACCAAGAUGUACCCUUUAAUGGUGAGUUGGCUGAGGAGGAGGAGGAGGAGGAUGAUGAGGAGCUGGUUAACUGGAUAACUAUGGAGCAAUACACUCCUGUGUGGUUUGACGGACCACAUGGCCCACAUAACCCAGCUCCCACCCACACCACGCACACCAUCUCCACGUCUGCUGAUACCACACUGACGCGGUCCACCAAAAAGAGAGUGCGUAAAAGAAAGCCGGGUCUCGGACAGUCGUUUCCCACGAAAGCUACCAUGAAGAAAAAUGAGGUUGCGCGCUUGAACCAAGUGGCUUCUUCGAGUUCUGAAGAUCCAGCAGAGGACACGAUGGCAGAGCAGACAGUUUCCAUAGACAUAUUAAAGUCUGAUGAUGAUACAACUUUGCAAGAGCAUGUUGGUCUUGACGAGAACAGAGAAAUCAAAGAGAAAUCUCCUCCGGUCCAAACCUUCAGACUUGCAACAGAAACUCCGCAUUUAACAGUGGACUGCAGCAGGACUUCAGCCCCCACUCUCCUUUAUGCUGUGUGUUUCCUGCUCUGCUUCCUUAUCGCACUGCUGUUGGUAGUAUUGGCGGUGAUGUACCGUCGUUACCACCAUGGGACAUUCUUGCCCCGCUGCCGGCCCAGCAGUAGCAGCAACAUCACGGGCAACGACAUCAACAAUAAUCCUACCUCAGGACGUGGAGAUGAUUGCAGGGCCUCCAGAUCCCACCCUCCUCCUCCUCCACCACCACCACCACCACUUCGUAUGGCUGGUGGAGCCCGUGACCUUCCUCUGCUCCGGUUCAGCUCUCUGACUCCCCCUGGAGGAUUUGAGGGCAAACUGCAGAAGGAGAAUGACGCGCGUUGAACUGCGCGGAAAUUAUUUAGCAGCUGCAAUUUAAGUUUUUUAUUAUUAUUAUUAUUAUUAUUAUUAAUUUAUUUUAAUUAUAUUCUUUUUUUUUUUUUUUUUUUUUUUUUAGUUCUGCUGCGAAAUGUUAUUCAGUAUUUGGUAAAUUAUUUGUUUGCAUAUAUUUGCCUUUUUUACUUUUUGCAAUUUAUGUAUUUGGGUUGUUUACAAAAAUGACUAGAGCUGCCGUUGUUGUCCUGUGUUUCUUUUUAAAGUACGUUGGGUGUUCAAAUCAAACCGGGACGGGGCAGAUUAUUAAAUCUGAGAGUAAAAACUCCCUUUAUUUCUCUAUAUAAUUUCCAGAUACACUAAUGCACUUAUCCCAAUGUUUCACUAGUGCUUGGAUUCCAUCAUGGUAGAAAGUUUUCUCAGUACGCCAAAGCCGUGAUCAGACUGCCUGAUUGAUACCAGUUACGCACUUGCGCAAGACAGGUCUAAGGUAAUAAAAGUCUUAAAACCGAUUAGGCGCGAUAAGCGGGCCCAAGCACCUGCACAAUCGCAUCUUGGAUUAAAAUAUGGGGUAUUUUAUGUUAAGAAUUUCAAUAAGCUGAAGCAUCACACAAAAGCAUCACUGUUACUCAAUGUGAGGUCAUUCAAUAUAACGUCACACAAAAUUAUUAACCACUUUUUGGCAUAAGUUUAAGGCAUUGUCAUAGCUGACCCAUUUGAGAAAUCAAAAAUCCAUCUACAAUUUUGCGUCCUUGAUCUAUUGAGAUCACAUCGGCCCGGUUUGGUGACGAUCGUAAAAUCCACUAUGAGGGGUAUAUCAAAUUCCAUCAGGUGUGUUUUGCAAAUGACCUAAAAUAUCUGAGUUCCUGUUGAGCCCAUACUGUACAUGCAGAGCGAAAGUUGUUCAGCUCAAUGAGCUCUAAAUGUAUACCCGGUUUCAUAUGUAUACGUGCAAGUGUGUGCGAGCUAUGCAGUAAAACCUUUAAAUACGCCGAGGGCCAGGCCACUCAGACAUCCUAAUGGCAGCAGAUUCCAACUUGUCAACCUUAUAGUGCAUGUUACAUGUUAAGACCCCCAAAGAGCCCUGAGUGGUGGAAAAAAAAACUUCAAGGAGAUAGAGGGCCAUCGUGCACUAUGAUGUUUUGGGGUGUUGCAUGGGCCCUAAUUAUUUAGACAUACUGUAAGCUAUUAUGGAAUUAAAUGUUUUUUUUUUAAUGAGUUAGGAUGGCUUAGUGGUUAGCACUGUCGCCUUCAGCGUCUGGGUUUGAUUCCCACCUUGGGGGGUGGGUGUGCAUGGAGUGUGCAUGUUCUAUACGUGCUUGAUGAGUUUCCUUCCACAGUCCAAAGACUUGUGGAUUAGGCUAUUGGUGCCCCCAAAUUUGCCCAAUAGUGUGUGAAUGGGUGCGUGAUAGGUGUCACCUUGUCCGGGGUGUAUCCUGCCCCGGGCUCCUGCCCCCAGCAAGGUGAAAAAGUAUUGGCCCCUUCAU